Eremomyces bilateralis CBS 781.70 is the source of this 1164-nucleotide messenger RNA. RefSeq names its product Isochorismatase hydrolase. The transcript is spliced from 4 exons. NCBI's taxonomy places the organism in Eukaryota, Fungi, Ascomycota, Dothideomycetes, Eremomycetales, Eremomycetaceae. The record is from RefSeq and is a predicted model, not a curated record. Bases 218 to 793 code for a protein of 191 amino acids.
GACCCGCAUUCGUGCAGUCAACCAAUCCGCCAAUCGGAGCGCGAGUAUACUACAGGGUUCACUUUCCCGAACCGGCAGCAUUAUCCCCACCCGAGUCCGAGUUCCCACCCGAAGCACCAUAACACACUUUAAAGCAGAGCUCCUUUGGCGGCGACUCGAUAAACUUGUAUUUCUCGCUCGAUACCAAGUUACCAACUAUUCGCAAAAGCAAUUCAAAAUGUCGCCACAAACCAUCCGUUCCUUGAUUGGCGUAUCACCUUCGGCUCCUUCGGUCACCGAUUCGGUGUUGGUGAUCAUCGAUGCGCAGAAUGAGUAUGCCAACGGAAAGCUGAAGGUUGCUGAUGUGGAGGUAUCCCAGAAGGUGAUCAAGGCCCUGCUGGACAAGUACCGCGCCUCUAACGGGUCUGUCGUACACGUCGUGGCGGACACUCCACCGGGGGCACCGAUCUUUACGCCGGGAACAGAGUUGGCAGAGAUUUUCGAAGAACUGACACCGAAGGCCAAUGAGCCGGUCGUCCACAAGCACCAUGCGAGUGCGUUCACUGGCACCGAUUUCCAGGAGCAGGUAACCAAGACUGGCAAGAAGAAGCUUGUUGUUGUUGGAUAUAUGGCGCAUAAUUGUGUGUCAGCCACUGUUCGAGCUGGGGCGGAGCUGGGUUAUGACAUUUCUGUGCUACGGGACGCUGUCGGUGAUAGAGACAUUCCGGGCGCCAAUGCCGAAGAGCUUGUUCGGGUCUCACUUGCGGAGUUGGCUGACACAGUAGCCACCAUUUUGGACUCAAAGGAUAUCUAAGUCCAGACACACCCAACAGAUUUCAAGUAUAAACAUGCCUCAAGGAGGAAAUCAACACGCAAAAUCUGCUGUACUUCACUCGACUCGGCACUGUCUACGAUAACGACCCAACUUUCUCGGAGAAGAGUAGCGUGAGGAUUUGUCAGGACGCUGAUUUCGGCGGCACUCGACCACUGCUGUCCGGUGUUGGAUGCUUCGUUAGUGGCGCUCAGGCCGAGAUAACUAGCAAUUACAGCCCGUGAAAAAGUUGUCUUGACCGUCUAAUCGUUUGCCCAUAUGCCCUGCGCGGCGGUUUUCUACGUGGUACCGUCCAGACUGUAGUCGACCGAAUGAGUGCCGAUACUGCCUAUGGUCUGGCCGUCCUGGCGCUG